Fusarium venenatum is the source of this 1029-nucleotide messenger RNA. Its product is annotated as chaperonin 10-like protein. Gene Ontology annotation, molecular function: oxidoreductase activity, acting on NAD(P)H. NCBI's taxonomy places the organism in Eukaryota, Fungi, Ascomycota, Sordariomycetes, Hypocreales, Nectriaceae. The record is from RefSeq and is a predicted model, not a curated record.
AUGCCUCAUCUUGCAGCUCAAGUCCCCGCCGCCAAGGCUCCCCUAGAGAUCCGGGAGAUCGAAACUCCCCAACCCGGUCCCCAUGAGAUCCUCGUCAGAAACCAGAUCAUUGCCAUCCAGCCUAUUGAUGCCAAAAUCGCAAAGGUUGCAAUGCUUCCACUCUCAUACCCCACUAUUCUGGGUAGCUCAUUCGCUGGGAUCGUUGACAAGGUCGGAUCCAAAGUCACGGGCUUCCAAGUUGGUGACAAGGUGGUCGGCAUGAAGACUGCAGGUGCCCAGGAAACCAAGUACAGUGCUUACCAAGAGUAUUCAAUCUCACCAGAGGUUACCACCACCAAAGUCUCAGACGAUGAUACUCUUGACCUUGCGGUUCGUCUUGUCGGUAACCUCCCCACUCUUCCUGCUCUGUUCAACGCUACGUUGAAACUGGAGAGACCUGUGCCCGGAGAGCGACCCAUAUCACAGGUUAAGAAGAUCCUGAUCUAUGGUGGAACAUCCAGUAUCGGCAGCAUGGCUGUGCAAUACCUCACUCAAGCUGGGUACCAUGUUGUCACGACCUUUUCUCCAAAGCACAAGGACUUUGUGUCCAAACUUGGCGCCUCUGCGAUCAUCGAUCAUACUCAAGAAUCCGAGGGACUGAUCAAGGAGCUCACCACUGCUGGACCCUAUGACAUUGUUGUCGAUACAAUUUCGAGUGGUGACACGGUCAAACUCAAUGCCCAAGUCGUCGCAGCUCAGGGCGGCGAUUCUGUUUACGCUUUGCAGCCAGCCUUUGGUCCCGAAACUCUACCUGCUGGUAUUACCCGCAAGUUUGAGGGGUGGUCUCUGCUUUUAGGCAAGGAGGAAAAUGAAGAGCUGCUGAAGUGGACUUUCGAUACAUAUUUCCCCAAGGCUCUUGAGACCAGUAGUCUGGUGUCAGUGCCUGCGAAAAAGAUUCCCGGUGGACUUGGUGGAUUGAAUAAUGCCCUGGAUUUGUUGUUCUUUAAGGGUGUUAGCAGUGAGAAGGUUGUCGUGGAUCUUCGCGAUUGA